AUGCAGCACCUCGUUCUUACUCUAUCCCUCGUGGGACUGAGUAGCGCAAUUGAAAUCGAAAAGCGAUGGACCAAGACCCCUCUUCCACUGUCCUACGUAGCAGCCAGUGAUACCUUGGCACGUUACACCAUCCUCAUUCUCGGGUGUGUCGCUGCCUUAUAUCUCGCCUGGCAGAUCUGGUUUCGAUUCACGGCUCACCUCCGACGACUAUCCACUUUCGGCGAUGACAGACAGCAAUACUUCGUGCCCGCACACGGCACAUUCUCCUGGGUGAAGGAGCACUUGAUAUAUGCCCCGUUGUUCCGCACGCGCCACAAUCGCGAGAUGCAAUUGUCAUCGGCUAUCAACAUGGGUACCCUUCCCAGCCGUUUCCAUGGAUUACUUGUCUUCGGAGUUAUUGCCAUGAAUGUGAUUCUAUGUGUGGUUACCGUUCCCUAUGGCUCCGACGAGCUCUCUGCCGCAGGCGUUGUGCGCAACCGUACUGGCACGAUGGCCACUGUGAAUCUGAUUCCUCUGAUCUUGAUGGCUGGCCGGAACAACCCUCUCAUCGCCAUGCUCCAUGUACCCUUUGACACAUGGAACCUGCUCCACCGCUGGCUCGGUCGUAUCGUGGUGCUAGAGGCCGUUGCACACACUUUCUCCUGGGCAAUUCCCGUGGCCCAGGAGAAGGACUGGAAGACGGUUGCCAUGGACAUCGGUAGCAGCAGCUUCCUGAUCGUUGGCACGGUUUCCACCGCCGCUCUUGUAGCACUGAUGCUGCACUCCCCGUCGCCCAUCCGCCAUGCUUUUUAUGAAGUCUUCGUCCACCUCCAUUUUGCCCUCGCAGCCGUCUCCAUUGGCUUCCUCUGGGUGCAUCUGGACGGCUUGGCUCCCCAGAUCUACGUGCUCGUCGCUAUCAUCCUAUGGGUCCUGGAGCGAACCACUCGGCUCUUCAUCAUCAUCUACCGGAACUUCGGUCGGGAGUCUACCACCGCAGUCGUCGAGGCCGUGCCAGGCGAUGCUAUGCGCAUCACCCUACGCAUGGCGCGACCAUGGACUUUCCGCCCUGGUCAGCAUAUCUACCUUUACAUUCCCGCUGUCGGAUGGUGGACGUCGCACCCGUUCUCAGUCGCCUGGAGCGAAGCCGACAACCUGAUGAUCGAUGAGAAAUCAUCUUUGCCAAUGUCACAAGAGGAUCUGAUUCGCUCGCCACAAAAAGAAACGAUUUCCUUACUCGUUCGCCGUCGCACCGGUAUGACCGAUAAACUAUUCCAGCGGGCCACCAACGCCGGCGGCUCUCGCGUCGUUCUUCGCGCCUUUGCGGAAGGUCCCUACGGCAAUAUCCACUCCAUGGACUCAUACGGAACGGUGAUGCUUUUCGCCGGUGGUGUCGGAAUCACACACCACAUCCCCUUCGUCCGCCAUCUCGUGUCCGGCUUCGCCGACGGCACAUUAGCCACGCGCCGGGUGACCCUCGUCUGGAUCAUCCAGUCCCCCGAGCACCUAGAGUGGAUCCGGCCCUGGAUGCUCAGUAUCCUGGCUAUGGACCGCCGUCGCGAAGUCCUCCGCAUCAUGCUCUUCAUUACCCGGCCGCGUAAUACCAAGGAGAUUCAAAGUCCCUCCUCCACCGUGCAAAUGUUCCCUGGUCGACCUAAUAUCGACACCCUUGUCGGUAUGGAAGUUGAGAACCAAAUUGGAACUAUGGGUGUCAUGGUUUGUGGCAACGGAGGCUUGAGCGAUGAUGUGCGCAAGGUUUGCCGGAAGAGACAGGGCCCCACGAAUAUCGACUACGUUGAGGAGAGUUUCUCUUGGUAG
Molecule: messenger RNA, 1794 nt
Organism: Penicillium cinerascens
Lineage: Eukaryota; Fungi; Ascomycota; Eurotiomycetes; Eurotiales; Aspergillaceae
Product: ferric reductase family protein
Exons: 1
Coding region: 1-1794 (597 amino acids)
Biological process (GO): copper ion import; intracellular iron ion homeostasis; iron ion transport
Cellular component (GO): plasma membrane
Molecular function (GO): ferric-chelate reductase activity
Source: RefSeq, a predicted model, not a curated record